AUGUGGCUGAUAGAUACCACGACAAUCAGGCUGCAUUUCAUUGAGGACCCGACGAAGUAUAAAUACGCAAUCCUUUCGCAUACGUGGGAAGGUGACGAAGUAACAUUCCAGGAGAUCGCAAAUCCAGAAGUGGCCAAAGAAAAGCCAGGAUUUCGGAAAAUCCAGUCGACAUGCGAGCUUGCUCGAGCUCGCGGCCUACAAUUUGCAUGGGUGGACACCUGCUGCAUCGACAAAACUAGCAGUGCGGAGCUCACCGAAGCGAUCAACUCUAUGUAUCAAUGGUACAAGCUCUCAACGAUCUGUUUUGUCUACUUGUCGGAUCUCUCUGACCAAGAGAUCCACAACUCCUUCGACCUUGUUUUCUUCCUGCACGCCUGCCGGUGGUUCACUCGUGGCUGGACUCUCCAAGAGCUUAUCGCACCCCGCUUUGUCGAGUUUUACGGCAAGAAAUGGGAAUUGCAUGGAGAUAAGACUUCUUUACUGUACGAACUAUCCGGCAUUACUGGUAUCGACGAGGCAAUUCUUGAAGACAGCGAAAUGGUUGCGUUCACUUCAGUGGCGAAGCGAAUGUCAUGGGCUUCUAAUCGGCAAACUACACGGGCAGAAGAUAUGGCUUAUUGUCUCUUCGGUUUGUUUGAUGUCCACCUGCCACUCAUCUAUGGAGAAGGAUGGAAAGCUUUCAUCAGAUUGCAAGAGGCCAUUAUUCUCGAGAGUAGUGAUCUUUCAGUCUUUGCGUGGAAGUCGGACUCCAAGGACCAGGUCAUCCGAGGGCUGCUUGCCUUCUCACCCUCUGAAUUUCGUAAAUGCGGCGACAUUGAAAGGGUCGAUGAUCCUCUCAUCUUGUCACCGGAUUUUGUGAUAACCAAUAAGGGGGUCAAGAUCGAAACCUGCUUAACGAAGGGAGAAGGCGGUUAUAUUAUGAGUCUUCAGUGCAUAGAAGCUGAGAAAAGAGUGUCCGGGGAGAGCGGCGAAGUUCUAGCAAUUAAGUUGUUGAAGACAGCGAACGGCUAUGUGAGACACAAGCCGGGCCAUCUCGCAACUAUUUCCGAUGUGCUCAAACAGCCGCCGCAAGAUUCUUCAGAAUUCAAGGCUAUAUCCGUUUGUAUUCCCAAGAUUAUCAGUCUCGCAAAAUCUCAGCUGCUUCAUGCCAGGUUGUUGCACCGAUUCUCUGUCAAGGUGGUCAACAACUCUCCAUAUUGGGAGAAAGUCACGACACAGCCGGAACAUCUUUGGGAUGAUGGCUCCAAGAGCUUCAUCACAGAGCACAAUGACAACUUUGCUGGCAAGAUUCAAAUCAAUCUCAAACCGAAGCGAUCUCAAUUCCGUCCCCAUAGCUUGAACGUCUUUGUGUGCCUUGGUCUGAUGAAUGAGUCGAACUUCUUGCGACCAUGGGCUGGGAUUUUUCAAGAUCAUUUCUCCCAUGGAAUACUGUUCGAGGACUCGGAGUUCCAAAAAGUGAUCCUUGGGUCGUCGAUGUUUACUUCACUUGCUAAUAUGCGGAAGUACAUGUGCCUCAGAGCUGCUCAAAAAACAUUGCCACAAUGGUUGACUCCUAUACUACUAGUUAAUUCAGAACUAGCGCUGCCCCAUGUGCAUAUAUCUCUAAGUUUGUCUGUGGAUAACGAACAGCCUGACGCUAGGUACAGGCUGUUCAUCUAUAUCGAUGGAGGAGAGAAUGAGUCUCGAUAG
Messenger RNA from Cadophora gregata, 1689 nucleotides. RefSeq lists its product as uncharacterized. The record is from RefSeq and is a predicted model, not a curated record. The transcript has a single exon. The coding region runs from base 1 to 1689 and encodes 562 amino acids. NCBI's taxonomy places the organism in Eukaryota, Fungi, Ascomycota, Leotiomycetes, Helotiales, Ploettnerulaceae.